CGGAGCCCGGUUCCGCGCGGCUCAGCCACCCGCUGACGCACCGUCGAAAAGUUGCGCUCAGCCCUCCUCCCUCCUCCCUCCUCCUCCUCCUCCUCCUCCUCCUCCUCCUCCCUUCCCAGGGCCAGGCCGGCUGCGGAGUUGGAGCCGCGCGGGGAGCUGCCGGCCCCCCUCCCCUCUCGGUGCCCCGCGCGCGCGGGGGGCGGCUCCGCGGCCGGUGCCUCCGGGACGGCGGCACAAACUUUCCCGACUGUUUGCGGACACCGUCCCGAGAGCCCCGCACCGCGGGAGGAGGAGCCAGGUCUGCGGGCAGAUUUUGAAAGUCUUCUGGGAGUUUCCAGCAGUGCCAAGAGUUGGAGAAAUCUUUUCUGUUCCUCUGAUACAGUGAAAUGAGCAGAUACAGCCCAGCAGUAGGCUACUGAAGAGAGCAAUCACAGGUAACUGUGUUACUUACAAAUUGAAGGUUUGUGGCAACCUUGCCAGCAAGCAAGUCUGUCAGCACCAUUUUUCCAAAGAAACUUGAAUGCAGUGGUUUGGAACUGAACCCACAACGUUCCUGAGGUUUCAGAAGAUGACAGUGAAAUGUGAUGAAGUUACAUUUCUUAUAUGAUACUUGAAAGUCAGUGACUGUUUGCCAAAUUUUCCCGAAAAUUAACUAUGACUUAGAAGCACUGAUUUACGAAGGUUUAUGAUGUCAUCGGUUACUACAGAGAACAAAUUCCAGCAGGCUGUGAGCCUGCAGGGAGUUGACCCAGAAACAUGCAUGAUUGUAUUUAAAAACCACUGGGCGCAGGUUGUGAAGAUCUUAGAGAAGCAUGACCCCUUGAAGAACACCCAGGCAAAAUAUGGAUCCAUCCCUCCAGAUGAGGCCAGUGCUGUACAGAAUUAUGUAGAACACAUGCUCUUCUUGCUCAUUGAAGAGCAAGCCAAGGAUGCUGCGAUGGGGCCAAUUCUGGAGUUUGUGGUCUCAGAGAACAUCAUGGAGAAACUCUUCCUUUGGAGUUUGCGGAGGGAAUUUACCGACGAGACUAAAAUGGAGCAGCUAAAGAUGUAUGAGAUGUUGGUCACGCAGUCACACCAGCCUCUGCUGCACCACAAACCCAUCCUAAAGCCCCUGAUGAUGUUGCUGAGCUCUUGUUCGGGAACAACCACCCCCGCUGUGGAGGGAAAGUUGGUUGUCCUGCUCAAUCAGCUUUGUUCCAUCCUGGCCAAAGAUCCAUCAAUUCUGGAACUCUUCUUCCACACUAGUGAGGACCAAGGGGCAGCCAACUUCCUCAUCUUCUCCCUUCUGAUUCCCUUCAUUCACCGAGAGGGGACAGUAGGGCAGCAGGCCCGAGAUGCUUUGCUGUUCAUCAUGUCUCUGUCUGCUGAGAACAACAUGGUGGCCCGUCACAUCGUGGAGAACACCUACUUUUGUCCAGUCCUUGCAACCGGGCUGAGCGGGCUCUACUCUUCGCUGCCCACGAAGCUGGAGGAGAAGGGCGAGGAGUGGCACUGCCUGCUGGAGGACGACUGGCUGCUGCUCCCCUCUCUCGUCCAGUUCAUGAACUCCCUGGAGUUCUGCAACGCAGUCAUCCAGGUGGCUCACCCCUUGAUUCGCAAUCAGCUUGUGAAUUAUAUUUACAACGGAUUCUUGGUCCCAGUCUUGGCUCCUGCGCUCCAUAAGGUGACUGUGGAGGAGGUUAUGACCACAACUGCGUAUCUGGACCUUUUUCUGCGUAGUAUCUCCGAGCCAGCGCUACUUGAGAUCUUCCUCCGUUUUAUCCUCUUGCAUCAGCACGAGAAUGUCCACAUCCUAGAUACUCUCACGAGUCGAAUCAACACCCCAUUUCGGCUCUGUGUGGUGUCCCUGGCAUUAUUUAGAACUCUCAUUGGUUUACAUUGUGAAGAUGUGAUGUUACAACUAGUUCUAAGGUACCUGAUCCCUUGCAACCACAUGAUGCUGAGCCAGAGGUGGGCCGUGAAGGAGAGGGACUGCUACUCCGUGUCCGCGGCCAAGCUGCUGGCCCUGACCCCUGUCUGCUGCUCCAGCGGGAUCACCCUGACGCUCGGCAACCAGGAGAGGGAUUAUAUCCUCUGGUCAAAGUGCACGCACGGCAGUUCAGGGACCACGGAGCAGCCCCUGCCGGAGGCGUUCUCCCCGUCGGCCUGCAUCGUGGAGUAUGGCAAAGCCCUGGACAUCAGCUACCUGCAGUACCUGUGGGAGGCCCACACCAACAUCCUCCGCUGCAUGAGGGACUGCCGAGUCUGGUCUGCCCUGUAUGACGGAGACUCCCCCGACCCUGAGACAUUUCUCCAGAGUCUGACAGAGGACAGUGCUGUCCACUCGGCCUGUCCUGUGCUCGGGUUCCCGCAGCAGCUCCCCAGGAAGACAGGCCCCGCGCUGGCUUCAAGAAAGGAGAAGAGCCAGACAGAGCUGGAGUGGGAUGACAGCUAUGACACGGGCAUCUCCUCGGGGGCAGAUGUGGGCUCCCCGGGGCCUUACGAUGAUCUGGAGAAUUCGGGUCCACCCGCACCGGUUGAUCCCCCCAAACACAUCCAAGAGAUGAAGAAGAACGCCAUCCUGCUCUUUAAAGGGUCCUACAUUGAAGAGUCUGACUUUCAGGAUGACGUGAUGGUGUACAGGCUGUGUGCUGAGAAGGACUCGGAGGACGCCAGGAACUCCCAGGACGGAAGCGCAGGGCCCUCCGCCCCGGCCGAGAUUCGGGGCCCCCCCCUGAGCAAUGGCCCCCUGCCCAGCAGCCCUCAGUCAGAAACCGACUCAGAGGAGGAAGAGGAUAGGGGCAGCUCGGGCCUGUUUGAAAAUGUGGCCGAGGAACCCCACCAAGAAGAUGAGCCGGAAGUAGCCCUAGGAUCAAGCUUUGAGCUAGCACCUUCCCUCUCUGAGGAAGAACACAAGACAGACCUGGUGGUCGGUAACCCGGGGGGUGAGGAUUUCAUCGCCCAAUAUGACCAGAUCAUCAAAGAGCUGGAUUCUGGCACCGAGGGCUUCAUAGAACAGAGCUUCCCCUCAGCCGACGUCUUGCAUCUUCCAGAAGAGCAAGGAGGAAAGGAAGAAGAGAGUGAAGGAGAAAAGGAGGCAGAGCCGGGGAGGAAGGCCCCCGAAGAGGAGGAGGACGACUUCGAUUCGUUUAUAGCAGAAACCCCGACCGCGGACACCGUGCCAUCCCCGUUUGGGGCGAGAGAUGAGACUGCCUUUGCCAGGCACCAUCCCGUGAGGACUCAGAGCACCCCGUUCACAGGCCCCUUCAUCAGCGUGGUCCUGUCAAAGCUGGAGAACAUGCUGGAGAACUCUCUACAUGUUAAUUUGCUGCUUAUUGGGAUCAUUACUCAGCUAGCCAGCUAUCCCCAGCCCCUCCUGCGCUCCUUUCUGCUCAACACCAACAUGGUCUUCCAGCCAAGCGUCCGUUCUCUGUAUCAGGUCCUCGCGUCGGUGAAAAACAAGAUCGAGCAGUUUGCUUCUGUGGAGAGAGACUUCCCAGGGCUCCUUAUACAAGCCCAGCAAUACCUGCUCUUGCGAGUGGACACGUCCGACUUGAGCCCUGAGGCGCUAACCAAAGAUCCCAUUCAAGAUGCUUCCAGGACAGGAAUUGGCAAGAACCUUUUGGAUGGUCCCCCAAGAGUGCUUCAGCCCUUCCUGACGAACAGAGCCAAGGUGGCUGGGGUGCCGCCAAGCCUGCCCCUGCCCGUGAGGAACACCAUGUUGGCUGCUGCCCUCUUCCCCGAGUUCCUGAAGGAACUGGCUGCCUUGGCCCAGGAACACUCCAUUCUGUGCUACAAGAUCCUCGGUGACUUUGAGGACUCCUGUUGUUAGCUUUUUUUUUUUUUUUUUCUAAAUAGAGGUUCUUGUUUUUUAAGGUUUUAGUGUCUUGACUGAAUGUUAAAUGCAAAGCUGCUUACAGAAAUUUCUACUUUGAUAUUUCCUGACAAUACUUGAUUUGUGGGGAGGGCAAUUUUCUGUAUACCUCCUCUUUCUCUAGCCGGGUCUUUCCACCUUAUAUAGAAUGUAAGUCUCAUAAGCUGGUGGCUCCUUUGGCAGGUUUUCCUUUUUCCUCCUCCAGUUUUUCGGUUGUUAAAUUCUCCCAUCCCUUUGAGUCACUCAUCUUGCAGCUUAGGUCACACUAAGCCAAUCCUGGGGUUCAGUGAUUUCUGCAGGUGCCCCGGGUCAGAAGGCUGAGCUGUUCAACACACACGAGGAGUACACAUCUGCUCCGCUGCCUUCUGUGUUCUGGCUCCAUUUCACAAAAGGAAAGAAUAAAGAUGGAGCCCCUCUUGCCUCCAUCACGCAAGCACACAUCUUUUGUCCCUUUGCAUUUUACUUCCAAGAUUUGCACUCUGCCCAAACCGUGUUGCCUUAUGGUAUGGGCAAAUCCACCGGUCUCAGCUUUCUGCCUGGGAAGUCAGAUGUAGUGGUGGAGAAUUUGGAAUGCAGGGAAAUUUUCUUGUUGCUUGAGAGCUUUCUUUAAUCAGUAUAUCACUACCUAAACACUGGAAAUGGCCUUAUUUUAGUAAGAUUUGCACAAAAUGAAAUAUACAAACUGUUACAUUGGGUUUUAGGACUUUGAUCUGAUGAAGCAAGCAGGGUAUCAUACACUUCUGUAUCAUUAUUUUUUAAGUGUUUUAUGAAAGGCGAACAAUUUGUGAAGCUAUGUUACAGUGGGUUUUUUGGGGUAAAGGGGAAGUAUGGAGUGGGGUGGUGGGAGGAAGGAUAAAGGUAAACUAAAUGCAGCCUGUAAAAAAUACUGGCCACUGUUUUAGAUUCUGUGUGCUUUCUCUAAUAUGUUGUACUUUGCAGAGAAACAGGAACUGCACAGCCUCUUUGGGACCUGGGAUGGAAGUGUGAACAGGUCACAGGGAGCCCUGCAAAGCCAAGUGCCUGCUCGUGACUCACUGCACACAGAAAUGCUGCCUUCUGAGUAAUGGGGUUCAUUAGAAGGCCCCAACAUGAUGUAUUAGCGCCUCCGUGCUGCUUUGCAGCCUGCUCCAAGAGGCGUAAUUAUACCUAGCGCCGGUCUCCUUAAACCACCAAGAGGGAGAAAUGCACACAAUAAUUGUGCAUAAAAUGAGACCAUAAACAGCUGAUAUUUGUGGAUAUCCAAUUCCCGCCCCCCACCCCUUAUUUUGUGCAGGUGAGAAGCACAUAACAGGGGCGGGCCUCCCUGUCUGGAGGGAAAUUGGAAGUCCCAGCUCUCCUUGUUUUCUGUGUGGGCAUCGUUGCUGGGCCCUGGGGGCAGCCACAGGUCUGGCCAUCAUGCCUCUGGAGAACGGGUAUGGGCUUAAUCAGGCCCCUGGCACAGGAGAGCAGUGGGGGGACAGAGUCACAGCUGAGACCCUGCAGAGCAGAGGCUGCUUUUUUGUGCUUCAUGGAUCUUGUCGCAGCUUUGUAUUGAGAGAGCGCCAGCCCAAGGAAAUGAGGAUCCCAGGAGAUCUGGUCUGGGCUAGGAGGCUCUUAGCAGCCUGCCUCACAGUGUUUCCCAGUCUAAGCAAGAAACCAAAGAUACCAACCUAUUGUCUGUUUCUGACUUCACAUCUAUCUGUCUUGGAAAAGGGUUUGCCCAGCUGUGGUACAGCAGUGGGAAAGUAUGAGGCCCGGCAGACUGGCCUGCUCGGGGCUUCCUGGCACUCACUGGUAUAGGCAAACCCCCGGGUCUCCAAUGGAAAAGAACUUGGCUUAAGGUAGAGAAAAAAGAACAGGAAGAUGGGAUUUAAGCUGUAAUUUAUUAUCCUCUAGCUUUGUUUUGCACAAGUAUUUAUCUUCUGGUUUGGACUUAUACCUAAAAUGUUAAAGUCGUACCUGGAAAGUGUAUUCCUCAGCUUUUUGGUUUGAUGUACUCUUCUCUCCAUUAUCCAGUGUUGGUGUCUAUUCUUCUUCAGUCCAUGUUGCUUUAUUAGAGUACACCACAGGCUCACAUAGAAGGUGCCCUUUUAGGAAAGAGAUUGCUUUUGUGCCUCCUAGCAUUUUUAAAAAUAGGUAUUGAACUAGACUUACCUUAAAGGAGGACAGAGAUGACCCAGUGUCUGGGGUGGGAGGCAGGAAAAUUAACUCCUAUGAUGGGGUGCUGGUAGCAAACCCCCAUGAUGACCCUACUUGGAAUUGGAAACUGGCUCAUCUGUCUGAAUCCGAUAUAGGCCUCCUCCAGAGUAUUGUGUCCAGGGGUUUUCAAAAUGAAGUCAGAAAUUUGAUCUGGAAAUACAUUGUAGAGAACUGGAAAACCCACACGGUUGAGGGAAACAGCCAGGUUCAGAGAAUGGUGUAGAUAUAACAGAGGAGAAACAGCAGAAUCCCGAGGCUACAAAAAAGAGCAAAUCCUGAAGGGUUCGGAGGAAUGACCUUCCAUCUAGGCCGAUAUGAAGACACUGUGCAGCAGGUGGGUGAUGAUGGGAAUUCCUUGGUGGGCAAAAUCAUGGUAAUGUAGAGUAUUCCAAUCAAAGUAACGGGUGAGGCCCUUAGAAAUGUGUAUUUUGUAAUGUGUUUGAGAAAAAUUUGUAAAGAUACUGGCAUGCUUUAAAAUGUCCCAGAGCAUGGUCACUUUUCCAUGUGACAGGCUCCCAGACACUGUGCUAUUUGCUGGAAGGCACAGGGGGCGCAGACCCUUACCUGCAGCCCCGAGUUGGCGUCACUGUGUCUAGCCUGACGAUCCUGGGCAGUGAAAGCCACUGCAGGGUUCCUGGAACCUCACACAUAAUUUCUCCAUUCAUAAUGCAGGGUCUGAGGUAAAGUUCUAGAUGGGGUGAAUUUUAUGAUUCAAAAUAUAGGCUGAGCACUAGGGUAUUUAAAAUAGAUUUUUAGAAAUGACCAAGUCAAUGUUUUUAAAAAUUUAAACAAAGAAAUUCCAGGUGAGUUUAGCCUAAAAUACCAUUUCUUGGGAGGUGGAUGGAUAAAUUACAAUUUCCCAGCCAUGAAAUGGAGACUCUGGAAUAACCAAUUAUAGAGAUGCGAUUUUCGUGAUCAGUAGAUAUACUUCCUUUCUCUGGUAUUUAGAGGAAUCGUGAAAUUGCCCCCCCUUUUAUCUAGUACUGUCUUGGAAAAUACUUUGAUGUACUGAUGGAUUGGAACUGAGGUCUGUGUCACGUGUAGGGAGGAUGCAUCCCGUUCUUUUUCGGGUCCUCAGGGGUACCUUUUCCUUAGCAAGUGGCUUUAAGUCAGAUGUAGUUGUUGAUUUUCAAUCCACUGAGACAUCAUGGAGCCAUGGUGUUGUCAGGAGAACAUCUCUUACACUUAGAAUCCAGAGACAGGAUAUGAGACUGUUCGGGUUGCCUGUUCAGGUUGGGCAGCCAGUGGUACUCAGGGUGGAAAGAGGUUUCAACAUCUCUGAAUCGGCAUGGUUGCCAUGGUUACAUGGGUUGACUUCUAGAUCUGUUUAGAGGUUCAGGAGUGUAUAAGGGCUGCUCAUUCUAAAUCUGGAUCGGUGUGCCUAGGUCGUUUUCACGGGAGAAGCGCUGCCCUGGCCGGGGUGGGCCGAGUCAUUGGCGUGAUGUGAAAUGUGUGCAGCAUAAGCUCCAGUUCUCAUUUAAGGGCAGUUCAGUUUAAUUGCUAAUUACCAGUCCUGCAUUUACUGAAAUGGCUGUCAAGCUUGCCAUUUUUAUGAAACACUUUAUUGCAGGACAGCUAUUAUUGCACGUGCUACUUCAAGUCACUGGCCCAAGCUGGUGUAAUUUGUGGCUUGCUGUGAAUCUCGGCCAGCUCUGCAGUGUUAGCUUUUCCUGGAACCAGCAGUCGGUCCUCUGGUGGCUGAGGCCACCCAGCUCUCAGUCAUUAAGAAGGUAUUCUCAGGCCCCUUCUCACUUCAACCAUCAUUCUAUAAAUCACACGGCACUAAUUCUCCAUCAGAUCACAGCUUAAAACAGAACUCUGUCGAACUGGUUUAUACUCCAUCCUUAAAUCACAUCACUGACGAAACAUUUUAAGAAAAUGGAGUUGACGUUUUUCCUUUUUUUUUUUUUUGUUUUUAAUUUUUUUUUUUUUAUUUAUUUAUGAUAGUCACACAGUGAGAGAGAGAGAGAGGCAGAGACACAGGCAGAGGGAGAAGCAGGCUCCAUGCACCGGGAGCCCGACGUGGGAUUCGAUCCCGGGUCUCCAGGAUCGCGCCCUGGGCCAAAGGCAAGCGCCAAACCGCUGCGCCACCCAGGGAUCCCCGUUUUUCCUUUUUGAAUGACCAUCAUAAACCUAAUGCUUUAGAAAGAGCUCUUGGAAGACUAAGAAUUGUUUUCAGGAUAAUUUUGCCUCAGUAAAUCCUCUCUACAUUCAGGCAUUUAUUAGGCCAUUACUUGUUUUGGAGGACAGAUUAUCCUGGCAGCUCAUUAACUGGAUAAACGGGUUUAGUGUAAGAUUUUUGGUGAGGUCCUACAGGGAAGAGGACAGGAGGAAAAAUGGGGGGAAGCCUUUAGUUCUUUGGUGUCUGCACUUGGGAUCCUAAGAGGAUGAUUUUAGCUAGGACUGACCCUUCCCAUCAGGUCACUGUGAAUUCCGUUCCCGUCUCACGACAUGUGAGUAAACCUCGCUGUCAGCCACACAAGUUACAAGGCUGCCAAUAGGCACCGUCGCUAUGCAUUCGAUAUGUAGUUCAGGCAUCUUUUGGGGAGCUUAGAUUUACUAUGUCAUUUCAGAACCUGACAAGGGUGAUGGAAGCUUUUAGGCCAGAUUAUAAAUUUCGUGCAGCUGAGGCUGCAGAGGUCUGUGCUUCUGAGUAGGUCUGUUGACUUUUUAUUGGGACAAGUCUGCAAAAGACCUGUAACGAGGCCCCUUUUUGCCCUGGAGAUAUUUUUAAGAGGGAAUUUGAUCUUACUUAAAUGAUUUUUGCUAAUUUGUUUGGCUAAGGGAGGCAAUGGGAGAGGAUUUCAGUCAGAUUCUGUCCAUCUCCUGCUUUAGGGUCAACUGUGUUCACAAAUAAUCCAUGGAUACAUUAGUCUAAAACCUGCCAGGGAAGCAUGGUAGCCAUUGCCAUGCUGCUUUUGGUAAUGGUAAAUAACAAUGGCCUUUGCGAGAGACUCAGUGUGUGUUUUUCCACCAAUAGUCACUAUGUAGAACCCUUGAAAGGCUGCAGCACAUCCAGUAGAAAUGAGAAACACAGUGUGAACUGUAGGUCAUUCCCAUAAGCUGUGUAUUGAAUUAACUAACUCAAAGCUCUAGGAGGGUGUGUACUUUCAAAAAUUCCCUAGCCUUCCUUCUUCCAGAUAAGCAAUAAUUACAAAAGUGUGUGUGUGUGUGUGUCUGUGUGUAAGCUCAGCUAAAACAUGCCAAACUUGGUAUAAAUAACAAUUAGCUUCCUUUUCCUGGGGCGUGUAUACUUUGAACGAUAGGAACAGAAGUUCACUACGUUGCAGAAGCCUGGACAGAGUCAAGUAGCUCCUUCCUAGACCCAGAUGUCCAGGAUUUAAAAGCCUACUGGUUGGCAGCACCAACCUCCCAUACCAAAAGGCCCCACAGAAAGCUGUCCACUAAUUUUAUUAUAUAAAUUCAGUCACCGUUCACUGAAGUUAUUCUGUGCCACACUGUGUGCCAAGUGUUGAGGCUGAUGUUAACCUCCCACCAGAACCAACCAACCAACUCAUUUUCAACUAAUAGAACACAUGGUUUGGGCCAUGGUUUAUGGCCAGGUAGAGCUGGGUCAUGCCGACCUGAAGAAGAGCCAGUUUUCCAACACACCCCCACCCCCAGCCUAUAGGUGUGUGGGUUCCAAUGAAAGAUGGCAAUGGCUUUACCUGUGGCACCAACUCAUACAUUUUAAUGAGAUUUUCAUCUGAACAGCAAACAACCAGACUGACUUCUCACUCAUGGAAAGACUAUGAGCAGAGCCAUACUUGUGAAUUUCUGACACUGUUGUGCAAGCACAUCUUUUGACUGUAUGGUCAGGUUCCAAGUAACAUACCUGAGCUGUGCUUUGACUUUUUCUAUUACCAGUUACAACAACACACCUGUCCAAUUUUCAGGAUGUCAGAAGUGAGCAUGCAAGAUCAUGGGGCAAUUGUCAGAGAUUGACAGUCAUCAGUGUAAAGAUCAGAUGUUCUCAUGAUGGCAUUUUUCUCUGGAAAUGAUCCAUACCACAGUUUACACUGGAUGUAACAGGUUGGGUAAAUGUCUUCAUGCAGCUGCCCCCAAAGCCUUGAUUUAAAAUGGCCUGGAAAGCUCCCCGAGUGUCUUCUGUAGAGUUUGGUGUUCAAGAAGCCAGACUUUUGGUGAAAAAGGCAUGUUAUUUCUAACAGUGAUCCUGCCAGAAUCGGUCUUUGAUUGCCUUUGCCCCUCUGUAAUUCAGACUUGCAAGACAAGGGGAGGGAAUGGACGCUGCCUUUUUUCUCUCAAAAAGAAAAAUACUUUACUCCGAGGUCCAGUAGUUUUCAGUAUUGGAACAGAAUGCGUGAGGGGCACACAGCCUCCUGGGUGAGGUGACAGUCCCUCACAAUCCUAAGUUGUUUUUUUUUUUUUUUAAAAAAACCUUACCUCUUCAUGCUUGUCUGGAAUAAAGCACACAGCUGGUCUCCUUUCUGUCCCUGCCUUCUCGACGCUUCUGUCACACUCUUAGGGAAGUCCUGAGUAACCGCCAGCUGCUGGAGCACCAUCCGUUGCCACGCUGGCCACAGGGAGGGUCUGCUCUUCUCCAGUCUCCCAGCUGCCCCUGCGGCACUACUCGUGAUGACAAUGCCCAGACUCUUCUUAGUAGGCUAGGGGACUUCAGCGUAAACGCGGAGACUCCAGAAUCUGGUCUGUUCCUUAUGCCACGGUUUGACAUGUGUUUUUAAAAAGGAGCAUUUGAGAAAUUGGUCUUUAAGCACUCUGAGCCAGAGGUAACAGGCAUGCAGUGAACAGAGGGGCGCUCCAGUGCGGUAGACAGAUGGCAUUACUGUCCCCAGCACAGGGGCAAGGGCAACCCAGGCUUCAUGAAGAUGUUAACCACACUGGAAUUACUGGUAAAGGUCAUGAUUUUGGUGUACUAGUUGAUAAUCUUAUUCUUCCCAGGCAAAACAAAUCAGUUUAAUGUUACAGCUUUUUUCCUUUUUAUCCUUUUUCUGGCCUGGGUGGUGGGGCAGAAGAGUUAUCAACUGCACAAUCUUUGAAGUGUAAGUUAAUUUUUUAUGUGAUAUUUCAGUAUAUAUUUUAUUCAUUAAAUUUAUUUGAAAACUUC
Molecule: messenger RNA, 11117 nt
Organism: Nyctereutes procyonoides (raccoon dog)
Lineage: Eukaryota; Metazoa; Chordata; Mammalia; Carnivora; Canidae
Gene: FHIP1A
Product: FHF complex subunit HOOK interacting protein 1A
Exons: 15
Coding region: 686-3811 (1041 amino acids)
Source: RefSeq, a predicted model, not a curated record